AAUUCAGUAGAACAGAGCAGGGCCACCCAAGAUACAUAUUCUUCCCCCAUUUUUCUAGCUCUAUAAAAAGGACAGAAGCCAACUCCUCUUUCACUCCUCUGUUUCAAACUUCAAUACAAAUAAAUACAAAAACACAGAAUAAUACAAAGAUAUGACUACAAAGAUCAGAGCAGCCCUUGUGGUGGUGGCACUGGCUGCACUCUUACACACUGCAGUGGUGGUGGCACAGACUACUCAUGUUGUUGGUGAUAGCUUGGGGUGGCUGGUGCCUCCCGGCGGCCCCAUCGCCUACGCCACCUGGGCUGAUACCCAGACUUUUGUGGUUGGCGACAUAUUAGUGUUCAAUUUCACUACUGGAGAACAAGAUGUAGCUAGAGUUAGCAAGGAAAGUUUCGAUUCCUGCAACUCCACCAACCCAAUCUCCCUCAAAACAACUGGUCCGGCCAACUUUACUUUGGACACGGUGGGGGAUUACUAUUUCAUUGGCACUAUGGACAGGCACUGCCCAUUGGGACAAAAGCUAGCCAUUAAGGUGAUUGAUUCUUCUUCAGGGCCCAGUCCUCCUCCUUCUCCACGCUCGCCGGUGACCUACACUGUAGGAGACAUAUUGGGUUGGGUCGUCCCUCCUCUUGGUGAAGUUGCCUACUCUACUUGGGCUUACAACAAGAUCUUCAUCGUCGGCGACAGUCUCGUUUUCAACUUCAUCAACGGAACACAGGACGUAGCGGUGGUGACAAAGGAGGCUUACGACUCCUGCAACACCAGCAGCACCAUCGCCGUCUACGCCACCAGUCCAACGACCAUCACUCUCACCACCACCGGCAUGCACUACUUCACUUCCACCUACGAGCUCCACUGCGGCUUAGGUCAAAAGCUAGCCAUUAACGUCAUCGCCAAAAGCACCACCCCAUCUCCGUCAGGCGCAGCCACUCCACCAUCCAGCUCCGUCGGCGCUUCUCCCAGUGCAGGUGGACCCACAGCUCCUCCCCCAUCCAGUUCAGCCCCGUCCCAGAUCGUCGCCGGAGCUAUCGCUUUGUUAUCUAUUGCCGUAGCUUUCCUGCACUAAAUUCUAGCAUUUACUCUUGUUGAAAUUUAUAUACCAUGACUUUGUCUUUCAA
This is a messenger RNA of Vitis riparia (riverbank grape), 1118 nucleotides long. RefSeq names its product blue copper protein-like. NCBI's taxonomy places the organism in Eukaryota, Viridiplantae, Streptophyta, Magnoliopsida, Vitales, Vitaceae. Bases 152 to 1066 code for a protein of 304 amino acids. The record is from RefSeq and is a predicted model, not a curated record. The transcript is spliced from 3 exons. Gene Ontology annotation, cellular component: plasma membrane. Gene Ontology annotation, molecular function: electron transfer activity.